AUGUCACAACCCAUUGGUACUUCUACACGUUCUAUACACGCGGAUGAUGUAUUGAAUGUAGUGGACGAUGUCGCACCUCCCAUUCACGUCUCAACCACGUUCCGCUAUUCCAAUAAUCCCGAUGACUUAAUUCCAUAUGCAGAUCGUGAGAGCACGGACUUCUUUGAUGAUCCCACUUCCCACAUCUACUCGCGCCUCUCCGCGCCCAAUUUCACCCGCUUUGAAGCCGUCCUCUCAUCUCUUCUCAAUGGCAAGGCAAUCAGCUAUUCUUCCGGCCUCUCCGCCCUCCAUGCCGCCUUAACGCUCCUCAAUCCCAAGCGCAUUGCCAUUGGCGAUGGAUACCAUGGUUGUUUCGGCGUAGUAGCCCUCUUCACCCGCCUCAAUGGCCUCCAAAAGCUUGAUCUCGACUGCGCAGCCUCCGAACUCGAAGCAGCCCACUCGCGCGGCGCAUACCUCAUCGUCGACAGCACCUUCGCUCCACCACCUCUCCAGGACCCAUUCCUCUUCGGCGCAGACAUGGUCAUGCACUCUGGCUCAAAAUAUUUCGGUGGACAUAGCGACGUUCUCUGCGGUGUUUUGGCUACUAAUCGCGAAGACUGGUAUAAGCAGCUCUUCAGCGAUCGUGUCUUCAUCGGUAGCGUCAUGGGUAACAUGGAAGGCUGGCUCGGCGUGCGCAGUCUGCGAACCUUGGAGCUUCGCGUUCAGCGCCAGAGCGAGAAUACCACCCGUCUCGUAUCGUGGCUGCACACGGCUUUACAUGCGCCGAACCCAGCUGCUGGAUCUGAUGAGGCCGCUAUCCAGGCUGUGCUUGCAGAAGUCUUCCAUGUUAGCGUUCAGAAGACUGAGGGUGACUGGCUGGCUAAGCAGAUGCCGAAUGGUUUCGGCCCUGUGUUCUCAAUUACUAUGAAGGAAGAACGCUUUGCGAAGGCGUUGCCGAGUAAAUUGCAUUACUUCCAUCAUGCUACUUCGCUUGGUGGCGUUGAGAGUCUUAUCGAGUGGCGUACUAUGACGGAUACCACUGUUGAUCGCCGCUUGUUGCGGAUUAGUAUUGGUUUGGAGAAUUGGGAGGAUUUGAAAUCGGAUUUCGUUAAGGCUUUCCGGGCUUUGGCUGAGAAUUGA
This is a messenger RNA of Penicillium taxi, 1119 nucleotides long. Its product is annotated as cystathionine gamma-synthase. Bases 1 to 1119 code for a protein of 372 amino acids. Gene Ontology annotation, molecular function: carbon-sulfur lyase activity; pyridoxal phosphate binding. NCBI's taxonomy places the organism in Eukaryota, Fungi, Ascomycota, Eurotiomycetes, Eurotiales, Aspergillaceae. Gene Ontology annotation, cellular component: cytoplasm. Gene Ontology annotation, biological process: transsulfuration. The record is from RefSeq and is a predicted model, not a curated record. The transcript is spliced from 3 exons.